Messenger RNA from Columba livia (rock pigeon), 534 nucleotides. RefSeq names its product ribosomal protein lateral stalk subunit P1 (gene RPLP1). The record is from RefSeq and is a predicted model, not a curated record. The coding region runs from base 149 to 493 and encodes 114 amino acids. Gene Ontology annotation, molecular function: structural constituent of ribosome; protein kinase activator activity; ribonucleoprotein complex binding. Gene Ontology annotation, biological process: cytoplasmic translation; translational elongation. Gene Ontology annotation, cellular component: ribosome; cytosolic large ribosomal subunit. NCBI's taxonomy places the organism in Eukaryota, Metazoa, Chordata, Aves, Columbiformes, Columbidae. The transcript is spliced from 4 exons.
GUUCUCCGGCUCCGCGAUUGGCUGAGGGCGCCCUUAUAAAGCUCCCCCGCAAGCACGCGUCCCCUUUCGUCCCUGGCGGCCCAAGGUGCUGCGUCCUUCAGCUGAAGCUAAGGCCGACCCGGCGACUGGCACCGCGCCCCUCCCCGCCAUGGCCUCCGUCUCCGAGCUCGCCUGCAUCUACUCCGCCCUCAUCCUGCACGACGACGAGGUCACCGUCACGGAGGACAAGAUCAACGCGCUCAUCAAGGCGGCCGGAGUGAACGUGGAGCCAUUCUGGCCGGGACUCUUCGCCAAGGCUCUGGCCAACAUCGACAUCGGCAGCCUGAUCUGCAACGUGGGCGCCGGCGGCGGUGGAGCCCCGGCUGCGGCUGCUCCGGCCGGCGGGGCCGCGCCCGCGGGGGGAGCCGCCCCGGCUGAGGAGAAGAAAGAAGAGGAAAAGAAGGAAGAAUCAGAGGAAUCUGAUGACGACAUGGGCUUUGGUCUUUUUGACUAAUUAGUUUUGUACCCGCCUGUAAUAAACACCAUUUAAAUACA